UAAUUCGCGAUUCGCGAUUGAAGAUUCAAUUUAGUGGGCUUUAAGUGAGUAACAGAGAUCUAGAUCUAAUAAUUUAAUAUUUGAGACUCGAACAAGUAUUCGAAUAAAUAAGUGUAUUUAUUGCUCUAAUUAGUCUGUGUAUUUGUCAAGUAUUUAUCUAGUCUGAGCAAGCGAGCUGAGAAAGACAAGGAGGGAGAAGAAAACGGAGACGAGUGAAGAAGGAGCAGGAGAGAGUGAGAGAGGGAAGAAAAGUGAAGUAGUAUCUUUGUCUCGGUCUUGCACACGUUCCACCCAGGGAGCAGUGUGAUGGUGUUUGUUGGUGUCGUGUGUCAGUGAGGGUAAAAAGGCACAGUUGCUGUAAUGGCCGCCGUGUCAUGAAAUGAAGGUGCCCAGCCAGUGUUGCGGUCCCAUAAUGGAGGAUAACUCCAGUUCAACUUCACAAAAUCACAAUGGACCAUUGUCGUCAGCUGGUGUUAAUGUAUCACCUUCAAAUGACAAACAUCAAAACAGUGAUAAUGCUAGUGGUAAUGGUAAUAAUAAAGAUCAACGACCACAGUACUCGAUGCCUGGAAUUCUACACUUCAUACAGCACGAGUGGGCUCGUUUUGAGCUUGACAGAUCCCAGUGGGAAUUAGACAGAGCUGAAUUUCAGGCUAGAAUAGCUUUUUUACAAGGAGAAAGAAAAGCUCAAGAGAAUUUGAAAAAUGAUUUAGUAAGAAGGAUAAAAAUGCUUGAGUAUGCUCUCAAACAAGAAAGGGCAAAAUACCAUGUAUUGAAAUAUGGAACGGAUAUUGGAAUCGAGGGGGAUGGAAAGCCGCCUCUAUACGAGGAGAGCACCACAGGUGAUGGAUCUGAAGGUGGUGGUGCUGAUGACGAGGCAUUCUUUUCAUCCGUCAGUAAUAUAUCAUGGCGACAAGGACGUCAGUUAUUACGAGAAUAUUUACAAGAAAUCGGAUACACUGACACAAUUAUUGAUGUAAGAUCAAAUCGAGUACGUUCAUUACUCGGUUUAAAUAAUAAUGCUGAUACCGAAGAGAUUCAUACACCGGCUAUAAAUGGUAACGAAACGGCAACAAAACGUGUGCGGUAUAAUACUAACUACAAACGAAGUGUAGCAGCAAAAAAGGUAGAGUUACACAUUUGUGAGGAACAGCAGCCAUCAUCAUUCACGGAAGCAAUAAUAUUCGACACAGAGGCAUCUGUGAUGGCUAACUUUGAAUUUCUCGCUCAUACUGACAUUGACGUGGAGGAAGAGGACGUCGAGAAUGAAGAUGAGUUGUACGAUCAAGACGUCAAAAAGCAGAAGCAGAAUAAGGAAUCGAUAAUGUUAGUCGAGGACGUCGAUGUCGAGGCUGAAGAAGUAUUCAAUGAAUUGAAUCUUCUUACAGAAACAGAAGAUCAAUUACAACCCAAACCGGCUAUGACAUUUCAUUCUAAUUAUAUCGCUCCAACAAAAUCAGAAGAGCGCCUUGCAGCAAUGGAGAGGCUCGGCGAUUUAGCCCAAUUGACAGUCAAUAAUGAUGCGGAAGUAACAUACGAUAUGUCAGCUGCGCCAAGAGAAAUAUUUAGAAAAACAUGGAACGCGAAGAACAUCUUACGUUCUCACUUUGAUUGCGUAAGAUCCCUCGUCUUCCACCCAACAGAUCCAGUACUGAUAACAGCGAGCGAUGACCACACUCUGAAAUUGUGGAAUCUGCAAAAAACAGUCCCAGCUAAAAAGUCAGCGUCUCUUGACGUCGAGCCGCUCUACACAUUCAGAUCGCACACAGGACCGGUGUUGUGCUUGGCAAUGUGUAACUCCGGGAAUCGCUGCUACAGUGGCGGACUUGACAGUAUGAUACACUGUUGGUCAGUACCUUCCGGUAAUAUUGAUCCCUACGACUCAUAUGAGCCCGGAGUACUCAGUCAGACGUUGACUGGACACACUGACGCUGUUUGGGGACUAAGUAUGUUCCAUCCACGGUCACAGUUGCUGUCUGUGAGUGCUGAUGGUACAGUUAAGCUGUGGAAUCCACAGAGCAAAGUACCAUUGCUUAAUACGUAUACUUCUGAACAAGAUGGCAUUCCAACAUCUGUAGAUUUUGUAAGAGAUGAACCACACAAAAUAGUAGUAGCUUACGAAGCUGCUUGUCUGAUAUUCGACGCUGAAACAGGAGCCGUUGUAUCGCGACUCGAGGGCAAUGGUACUAAAGGCAUUAAUCGCGUAGUAGCCCACCCACUACAAUCGCUAAUUGUUGCGGCUCACGAAGACAGACACAUUAGAUUUUAUGACCAUCGUAGUGCCAGCCUUGCACACGCUAUGGUCGCGCAUUUGGACGCCGUCACUAGUCUCGCUGUGGAUCCCCAUGGGCUCUAUUUACUAUCAGGCAGUCAUGAUUGCAGUAUAAGAUUAUGGAAUAUUGAUAACAAGACUUGUGUACAAGAAAUAACAGCACAUCGUAAGAAAUUCGAUGAAAGUAUUUUAGACGUUGCGUUUCAUCCAUCGUUACCGUUUAUCGCGAGCGCCGGAGCUGAUGCACUUGCUAAGGUAUUCGCGUAAGUGAUAUUUUAAAAAUAAAUAACUAAACAAACA
This is a messenger RNA of Cotesia glomerata, 2572 nucleotides long. RefSeq names its product striatin-3 (gene Cka). Bases 380 to 2539 code for a protein of 719 amino acids. Lineage: Eukaryota; Metazoa; Arthropoda; Insecta; Hymenoptera; Braconidae. The record is from RefSeq and is a predicted model, not a curated record. The transcript has 11 exons. Gene Ontology annotation, molecular function: protein binding.